Molecule: messenger RNA, 957 nt
Organism: Hydra vulgaris (swiftwater hydra)
Lineage: Eukaryota; Metazoa; Cnidaria; Hydrozoa; Anthoathecata; Hydridae
Product: notch-regulated ankyrin repeat-containing protein
Molecular function (GO): protein binding
Source: RefSeq, a predicted model, not a curated record
UGGUAACUUGAGAUAAAGUCAUCAAAACAAACAGUCAAGAUCAAUUUUGUUUAAAACAUCGGCUGAAAACUAAGUUUAAGUAAAAAAAAAAAAAAUACUAAAAUAAAAAAAUGAGUCGAAGCUUUAGAGAUUCUUCCAAAUAUUUAUCAAGAGAUGAUCAAACAGAUCAACCUGGUAAUGAAAGCGAUACCUCUCGUCAUAAAAAGUACGGUUUACAAUGGUUCUAUAAAGCAAAAAGAAAAAAUCUAAAUAACGAAGACGAAGACGAAAAUGGAAAACCUAUUGUACGUCGAAUCGUGCGAAACUUUGAUCAGAAAAAAUUGCUCGAGUUAAUAAACUCAAAGACAGUUGACAUUAAUGAAACCAGUCCAAAAGGAAUAACUGCUUUACAUGAAGCAGCCAUUGAUGGAAACUUAGCUUGUAUGCAAAUACUAGUUGAAAAUGGAGCUGAUAUUUCAAAAGCUGAUAACGAAGGUUACACUAGUCUAGAUUAUGCUGUUCUUGGCGGCCAUUUCGACUGCGCAGCUUUUUUGAUAAGUAAAGGCAGUAAUACUGACCAUAUAAAAAACGGAAACCCUUAUUUUCGUCCAACUUCGUCUCAUCGUUAACUGCUUUAGGAUUUUUUACGCAUGUUUACUGCCAUUUUCGAAAACUUGUGCAGAUUUAUUCUGAUUUUUAACACUUCCAAUGAAAGUAUAUAAAAAAGUUACAUUUAAAAUUUUCGGUAACAUAGUUUUCACUACUUAUGAACUGAUUGUACCUGCUUGUAUCUGGCUAUACCUGCUUGUGUCUGGCUAUACCUGGUUGCAACUGACUAUUUUAUAUAUAUUUUUUAAACUUUAAAUUUUUAUUAAGUUGAUGUAUUUAUUUUAUAAUAAAAAGUCUUCAAUAAAAGAUCUGGUUGAGUUAUAUAUUUUAUUGUUGUAAAUAAUUUAAAUAUAUAGUAUUUUUUUUGUA